This is a messenger RNA of Toxotes jaculatrix (banded archerfish), 6243 nucleotides long. RefSeq names its product microtubule-associated protein 2-like. The record is from RefSeq and is a predicted model, not a curated record. Gene Ontology annotation, biological process: neuron projection development; microtubule cytoskeleton organization. NCBI's taxonomy places the organism in Eukaryota, Metazoa, Chordata, Actinopteri, Toxotidae. Gene Ontology annotation, molecular function: microtubule binding. Gene Ontology annotation, cellular component: neuron projection.
AUGGAGUUGAAAGACAAAGCGAAGAGGGAGGAGAGAGUAGGAAGCCCAGUGGAAGUCAAACGAGCCUCAGGCCAGCUGCCGUACCUUCACAUCGUCUCUGUAAGAGAUCGUGCUGGUGACCCAUCCCCUCCCCGGUGUCCCCAGGCAGGCAUGGCAGACGGUCGACAGCCAGACGAGCACUGGGCCUCCAACGGCCAAGAAAACGGCGAGAAUGGGUACUCCGCCUACAGCUCCGGCUACAGGGAGAACGGAUACCACGGUGGAGCAGCUGCACAUCCUGGAACAACAGUGGAUGACUCAGCCAAUUUGCCUCCCUCCCCUCCCCCCUCUCCAUCCGCUGAGCAGAUUGGGCCCGUGGCACAAGAAGAUAAAGUAGGGGUUCUCAGUCAACAGCAGGAUGAGGAGGAGGCUCCAGAGGAGCCCGGCAGUUACCAAGAGGAAGUGACAUAUGAGCAGCCAGGAGAUUUGCUCUUAGAGCAGGCAGAUUGUUUAACAGAGCCCCAGGCUUUGGGCUGCCAGCAAGCCCAGACGCCUGAGGUCCUCAAUGGAGGAAGUCAUCAAGCCCAGCCUGAAGAGUGUCUCAGUAAGGCAUCUUCUGAGUCUGCUAUGAAAGAAGAUGAACCUCAGCUCGUCUCGACCGAACCUCCUCCUCCCUCUGUGAAAGAUAAAAAUCUCCCUGACACCUCCUCAGUCGAGCUGGGUAGCCAAGACAAAAAGGAUGUUGUAGAAGAGGCUGCAGAUGGCCAGGAAAAAGAGAGAAGUGUCUCACCAAGAAAAUCAGGAGCCCCUACGAACGAAAGCGAGGAAAAACCAGAGACAAUUGAGGGGAUGAAUAAGACAGAGCACGAUAGUGGCAUUGGAUUACAUGAGACGCCAGUGGCUGAUAUUCAGAAAGCUGACCAAAGACAAGAAACAGUCAAAUCAAGUCCAGAACAUGGUACAGAGUUGAAAGCCACAUCAGAAAUGUUUGUAGAACAUGAACCAGGAGCAACAGCCUACUUUGAGACAUCCUCAAAAAGCCACAAAGAGGAGGAGUCACCACAAACUCAGAGCUAUUAUGAACUCAGCACAGCAGCUGAGACAAAGUUAAGUGGGGAAACUGAAGGCUCUAUGCAGAAGCUAGAGGAGCAACAACGGAAGAAAGUCAGGACAUCUCCUGGUAAGAUGUCAUUAGAACAGAGAAGCCUCUCCUUGAACAUUACUGUUGGAUUCUCAGCAGGACAGACAACAAAGGAAGAGAAGUCAAAGACCUUCUCAGAAAGCUUGUGUCCAAUCAGUGGAAGUUUUGAUGAAUCUGAAGUUAACCCUUCAAUACCAUCCGUGGAGAGUGAUGAACCCAAGUUUCCACCAGCUGUCUCCAUUACCCCAACUUCGACUGAAUCAGCGGAGGAUUUGCCUUCCAAAGCAGAAGCUCCUCGCUCUUCUGACACGCACAGUUCCAGUUUUGAGCAAGCAAGCAACCUUUCUGAGAUGUUGGACCUGGCUGGAGCCCUGCCUCAGCCAUCACUAGAGAGGAGAGAGGUUGACCACAUGAGACGAAAGUCAGUGCCUACUGAUGUGUCAGCUCUGGUCGGGAAUUCUUUGGCCAAGCUUGCCUUGGGAGAUCAGACCUCACGAGUGGUGGGCAGAGAAAGACAGCUGGAGGACCUGGGCUACUGUGUUUUCAGCGAGUACUCAGGGCCCAUGCCUUCUCCUGCUGAUGUACCCAGUCCUGGGGACUCUCCACACCAACGUUUCCCUUCUGUGGAGGGAGAAGUUGAAGAGGAGCUUGGGGCCAUAGAAGCUGAAGCUGUUCACAAGGGAUUCCAGCAACCAGAUCACAAAGGGACUACAUCUGAGAUUUCUCAGAAAACAGUAACUGAGAAGAAAGAUUCACCAGUAAAAAGCACCCUGAUCCUUGAAAGAGCUGUGACAAGUGGAGGAAAACCUGAUCGCCUAAGAAUCCCAAUGACAUCUUCAAAAGACAGGCUGUCUGAGUUUCGUUUGGAGACUGGCCUGCCUGGUGACAUAAAGAUCCAAGCAAUCCCUGAGGUAGAUGUUGAAAAAGACCCCUCCAGAGAGGCUUCUCCCAUCCCACCAGACAAUUCCUUUACUUUCACACCUACCGAAACUGGAAGCAAGGCUCCCCCGACACCCACCACACCCAAGUCCCCAGAUGACACACCCUCAGAAAGCCAAGACACUGGAGAGAAAGCUAGGAAAGAUGUGUUACCAGAGGUCAAAGCAGAGAACGAUCUGACGUCUGAGGGGAUUGAUAAUAAGCAACCAGAGUCAGACAAAGAAGUGCCGACAACUGAACUGAAAGAAUCAGAAAAAAGUAGUGAAGAACCAGAAAUUUCAAACACAGACAUACCUUCAGCAUCAUCUCAGUCUUUAGGAGAGAAUAAAGAAAAAGAUGACAAGAAGAUUGAAGGUGAGCACAGUGCACCUGCAACAUCAGAAAUAAUUGAAAAGCAGGAGACCUCAAAAGCUGUUCAGGAUUUAAGCACUAAAACGCCCUCAGAUGAGAAAGAUGCACAAAUCCAGUUACAGGAUGUGACUCUGGAAAAAGGAACACCAAAGCCACAAAUAUCCUCCCCCAUCAUUAUCAUACCUCAAGCACAAGUAGAGGAGGAAGCAGAGGAUGAAGAUGAUAUUGAGAUUGCUGAAGAGCCUCAAGAAAUAAUGGAUGAAGCUGAAGAGCCUGUUCUUCCCAAGACAGGCCAAUCUGAAUUCAGAAAGGAAGAGCAAAAGACAGAGGAGGUGAGGCUGAUGGUAGGUGACCAGCUGUUGGAAGAUGACCCCAAGUCUGGAGCAGAUGACUGGAGUCACAGUGCUCAAAACAGUGGCGACGGAGAGCCGGCGACAGACAGUUCACACUUGUCUCCAUGCUCUGACCACGAGCUGCCACAUACAACUGAGGAAGGAGGUAGAGAUGAAGGGAUGGAGGAAGAUGAAGUAGCAGAAGAUCCACAAAUCAAUAGAGAAGAAUGGAAGAAGAAGAAACAGCAGGAUGAGGAGGAAGUGGGCUCUGAUGAGAUACGUGAAGGAAAAGAGGAGAAAAUGAUGGAAGAGGAGGGUGAGAAGAGGAUGGGGGAGGUGGAGGAGGAGAAAGACGUCGAGAUUGGUCAGGAGGUGGAAGAGACUUCUGAUGUGUCCCAUCACACCAGUCAGGCAGCUAAUGAUGAUGAAACCACCAUUGACAUCUCCAUCCUAGAUACAGACAGUGGCUGGAUGGACUCACAAGAUGAUGACAAAAGUAUUAUGACUGAGCAAAUCGAAGCCCUUCCUCACACCCAGAGUUCUAGCAGUACACCUGUGGUGGUGGACAGACCCGCUAAACGGGCCCCUGGCAGAGGAAGGGCCAACCCUGGCACUACUGAGAGAAAAGUGUCCCGCAAAGUACCCAUCCACCAUCCAAGAGAGGAGAUGAAGAAGAAAAAAGUAGGCAUGAGGAGGGCUGACCAGAAUAAAGUGUCAGCCCUCCAAAGUCGUUCUCCGUCUCGAAAGAGUGUAGCCAAAGCGGCAGCCAGACAUCCUAGGCCUGCUCUGCUUCACGGCUCUGCUAGACGCAAGGCCACAGGUGUGGAAAGCCAUCAGCCCCUCAGUGUGGCCCACCAGUCCAGGGAGAGAACCACUAGAAAACCUAGCCCCACGAGGGCCGUUCUGUUAAAGAUGGCAGUGCAGCGUCGGGGGUCCGAUCACCAUCCCCCCCGGCCUGGCUCUGCCUGUAGCCUGAAACGGAGCCCCCUGGUGGAGGCUGAGCUCAGAGAGGCCCGCCCCUCCUCUGCAUGCUCCCACCCGUCCCCUCUGCCAAACAAAUGGGCAGAGCAGGAGAGAGCAUACCGCAGCCCAGAGAAGAGGUCAUCCCUCCCCAGGCCGGCCAAAUCUCUGACACGCCACAUCCCUGCUGCUGAGCAAGAGGACAGCACCCCCUCCAGGCCAACCUGUACAGAUUCGGCACGUUCUCGAUCAGUCCGUAGUGGCGCCUCCACCCCUGGCUCCUCUGCCGUCACUCCUGGUACGCCCCCCAGCUACUCCUGCCGGACCCCAGGUUCGCGCACCCCCGGCAGCCACACACCCAAGUCCUUCAGCGUCCUCCAGGAGAAGAAGGUGGCGGUGAUCCGAACCCCGCCCAAGUCACCGUCCUCCGCCCAACGGCAGCUGAAGGUUCUCAAUCAGCCCCUGCCUGACCUGAAGAAUGUGAAGUCCAAGAUCGGGUCCACCGCCAACCUCAAGCAUCAGCCGAAAGGCGGACAGGUUCACAUUUUAACCGAGAAGCUGGACUUCAGUCAUGUUCAGUCAAAGUGCGGCUCCAAGGAUAAUCUGAAGCACACGCCCAAAGGAGGCAAUGUCAUGAUUCCAAGCGUUAAACUGGACUUUAGCCACGUUCAGUCUAAAUGUGGCUCGUUGGACAAAAUCCAGCACUCAGCAGGAGGAGGAAACAUCCAAAUCCAGAGCAAGAAGAUCAACUUGAGCCACGUCACCUCCAAAUGUGGCUCUAUGUCCAACAUCCACCACAGGCCAGGCGGAGGUAAUGUGCGUAUUGAGAAUGUGAAGCUGGACUUUAAAGAAAAGGCCCAUGCCAAGGUCGGCUCCCUGGACAACACCAGCCAUGUUCCCGGAGGGGGGAAUGUUGUGAUUGAGAGCCACAAGCUGAGCUUCCGGGAAGCAGCCAAAGCUCGAGUGGACCACGGCGCAGAAAUCAUCGUCACCCACUCCCCUGGGGUCGAGACGGGGGGCACUUCCCCUCGCCUGUCCUCUGCCGGCAGCAUCAACCUCCUGGAGUCGCCACAGCUCUCCACGCUGGCCCAGGAUGUCACCGCUGCCCUGGCCAAGCAAGGCUUAUGAGCCGGCUGCCUCCGCUUCAGAUGCCCUCAAAAAAAAAAAAAAAUCCACACUAUUACUUCUCUUCCCAUCAGUCUCCUUCACUGAUAAGCAUCCAGUGUUCUCUCAAGGUCCCUCACUGCAACGUGACCCCCUUACAUUUGACCCCACAGGUUCUGCUGUUGUAGUUGAUUGACUGUCUCGUCCAUCAACAACCCUUCCACCCCUUCCAGUGGGAUUUUAAAAACUGAAUUCUAAAGAUUGCUCUUUAAUCACCCCUUUAAAAGGGACAUGCCCAGUCACUCUUUACUUGCUUUUCGUUCAUUUCUGUUCACUAAAACAUGGACUUUUCUGUUUUGUUUUAGAUAGGCUGAAUGCUUAGGUUUGACUGGAUGUGUUUGUCUCAGAAAGCGUUGAUGGUUUUAUGAUUGUACAGUGAUAUUUUUAGCGUGAAAAGCAUCACGACAUUCCACUCGUAUAGGGAUAAACUUUAUGGUGAACUCACGCAUAACGUCCAUUCAAAAUUUAUAUGGUACUGAAUGCAAGAUAUAGCUACUUGAUACUAGACGCUAGUCUUAAAGAUACAUCUGUGUGUGAGAGGCAUAACUUACAGAAACAUGGUGUGUAACUGUACCUGCAGAAGAAUGGUUCACGAGCAUGUCUACUAAAAUGUGACAUUUUAAAUCAAAGGACAUGAACUUCUGUUUGUUCGCUGGUUGGAUUUUAAUCUUAUGAUUUCCUGAUACGUGCGGAAUUGUUGGACAAAUUGUGUUCUCUUGUUGCGUUUUCUUUUUAUAUAUAUGUCACUGUAGUGGAAGUUGUUACAGUUUUGUAUGUUCCCUGUGGCUGCACUGGCUUAUUAGCACCUAAAUGUGGAUAACCACUGCAGUUAUGUCGAGUCAAGUGCUAAAAGGCUAGCUUUCUAAUAGAUUUUCUUUUUUUUCUUUUCUGCAUACCAAUGGGCUGCUCUUAUUUUGUUUGGUUUUACAUUAGCUCUGUGGUUUUAUUAGGCUAUAACAAUGCUGUUAUGCUGGCAUGGCAAAUAAAUUAUUCAGAAAUUAGAUCUAUUUGGAGCAAUCUUAAACUUUUCAGAGUGAGUGUGAAUGGCCAGGGUGCAUCCUAGUGUCCGUACUGAAAGGUCAGAUCCCUGAGAGGCCUCUCAUGCUCCUGUGACAUUUCUCCUUUUGCAGAGGCUGUCGUACGAUGUAUUUGAGUGAGCAAAUGUUGUUUUAAAAAAAAAAAAAGGAAAGUAAGAAGCUUUAUAUGAAAACAUUCCAUUUGAAAGAGCAGCUAGCUGACCCUUUUGUGUGAUUGAACCAGUAACUUUACGGGAAAUGAAAGCAGAAACAAAAAAUACCCUCAACUUGCAGCUGUUAGAAUUCAUUAAAAAAAAAAGUAAAAAACAAAACAGCACUAGCAUAUUCUCUGCUCACCAUU